Molecule: messenger RNA, 1137 nt
Organism: Cyanidioschyzon merolae strain 10D
Lineage: Eukaryota; Rhodophyta; Bangiophyceae; Cyanidiales; Cyanidiaceae
Exons: 1
Coding region: 1-1137 (378 amino acids)
Molecular function (GO): palmitoyltransferase activity
Source: RefSeq, a predicted model, not a curated record
AUGGCGUGUCGAAACCUGUGGCGCCUACCGCUCUCGCGCCGCUGGACGGGGCCUUCUUUCGCUCGUAGACGUGCGUUGAGUUUCGAGUACAUUGCAGAUGAAGCUCCCGGUUGUUUUGAGUGGUUUCUUGACUGGACGUCGCAGUUGAGUACGCUCUGCGCUCGGUACACAGGUCCUGUGUUCGUCUGUCUUGGCCUAGCGCUGAUAAGUUUAAUCGUCUUCUCCUAUUUUCGUCACAUGUUACCAGCUCUCUAUGAACUUGCGACGCGAAGCCCCUACUCAGGUUGGGCGCAGACGGCACUCCUCGUUCAUCUCGUCAUAGCACUCUACCUCCUCUACUGCGUCGUGUAUGCGUACGCGAAAACGGUGACCACGGACCCCGGAUCGCCGCCGCUCGCCGAAACUGUUCAGAUGGCAGCACUUGAUCCCCACAUCGACGUCGCCGUCGUCGACGCAAAGCAGGGACGCUGCGCGGCUCGUGCUGCCACACCAAACUGCACCUGGACUGUCUGCGGACGAUGUCGUCGGUGGCGACCACCGCGCACACACCACUGCUCCGUUUGCCGCCGCUGCAUCCUGCACAUGGAUCAUCACUGCAUCUGGAUGAACGCGUGUGUAGGUUACCGCAACUACAGGUUCUUUCUCUCGACACUCUACUUUCUGGUCGUCGGGGCCGCCGAUACGGUCGCUACGGUUCUCUUUCUCUGGUGGCGGGCAUCGCAUCGGAGAGAACUGCGCACGAACAUCUGGCUCCUCUAUUCCUUCGCACUGGCGCUUUGCCUCGGGGUCGCAUUGUUGCUGCUGCUGGUGUUUCACAUUCGGAUUCUUUCGCUGGGCCUCUCGACGAUCGAUUAUCUCGCUGGCGGUGCGCGUGGCGCUGAGUCCGUAGCUGCACCGGUCGACUCGGGCGAGCGCAUGCAGCCGGGCUCGCAACUGGACCCCACGAUCGGCAGGCAUGGGCGUGCACCCCGACAAAGUCGCUUUUUCGAGCGGCUGCGGUUGAAUGCUCGCAAGGUAUUCGGCAUCGAAAGACCAUUGUGGUCUGUUUUUUUGUUUCCUCCCGUGCGUGGGGGCUCGAAAGAAUCCCUUGCAGGCGAGCGACACCAGCCGGCUUUGCUUUCAGGCCUUGUGGUCUGA